This is a messenger RNA of Cuscuta campestris, 3024 nucleotides long. NCBI's taxonomy places the organism in Eukaryota, Viridiplantae, Streptophyta, Magnoliopsida, Solanales, Convolvulaceae. The record is from the annotation of a GenBank genome assembly.
AAUAUGAAAGUGAAGUUAUAUUUUUUUGGGACUUUUUCAUUUUAAUUAUUUGAAUGCCUGGAGGAGAUGAAAUUUAUUACUUUUUUAUCGUGUUUUUUGCCUUAAAAAUUUUCUGUGGCACUCCUGGACCCGUGCAGACAAUCCCAAUGAUAAUAUAUAGUGUUUGAGUAGGAUCAGAAUGUUUGUUUCUCAAACGGGCAUUUUAAAAUGGUUAUUCUUUAAAAAAUGGUUAUGUUAGCUCAUUAAUAAAAAACUGACAGCUCCUAGUGUUGGGGUCAAGGGGUUUCUUCUCAAAUACCACGUUGGCUGACAUAUGUGUGUAUUUGUUAGAUUAUUGCUUUUGACAAGCUUAAAUUCAUUUGCGGUUCAUUUUGUAAUAGUUUCACCGAACUUUGAAACGGAAGCUUCUACUGUCUUUUGGUAACCCAUUUCUAGACAAUCAUUUGCAAUACCUUACUUAUUAUGCAUAUACAUAAACUCAGGUUUUGAGAGGUUGGAGUUUUAGAGAAUGUUGCUAAGGGUCUGUUUGGUACAUGGAAUUGACGGAAUUAGAAUUGAAUUGGGAGUUGAAAUUCUAUGGAAUUAAUUUGGAUGGAAUUGAGUUCUACAAUUCCAAUUCAUUUUUGGUACUACCAAUUCCAAAUCCACACAUUAUUGUGCUACCAAACAACAGAAUUGGAAUUGUUGCCCCCAAUUCCAAUUCCAUAGUUUGAAUUCCGUGUACCAAACGGAGCCUAAGUGUACAAUUUUGAAACACUGUAGAAGAAUUAGUUAGUUGUUGUGAUUGGAUAGAAGGUAUCAAAGCUCAGGUGCAAACACGUGCACACACUUGUUUAUAUGAUAGAUCAUGAUGUUUUCAAAACAGAGAACCACUAACUGUAGUCUCAUGAUUUCUUAAUUGCCUUUAUCUGAAUCCCAUUAAAAACUAUGAUUAUUGAGUUCUGACUUUUCAUCAGCUUGUUAAAAUUUAUAAAUGUUGAUUAAUAAUGAAACUACACUUUUGCAUUCAAGUUCUGUACUAGCUGUCUAGCUUAAUGUUAUCUAACCAUGACCGCAAACAAUACUGUGUCCGGAAGAAGGUCCAAGUAAUCUUAACCAGAUAAUGAGUACAAAGAGGGGUGCUGAAAACAAUAAGCUAGACGAGGAAACUUUGCCCAAGAAGCAGAAGUUAGUAGAUCAUUCAUCUCACUCAUUAUCUCCUGCUCAGCUUGCCUUUGAUAAUGCACUUCUUCCGCUUGCAUCAUAUGAUGACGAUGAUGAUGAGGAUGAUUGCAACAAAACCGAUCAGAAUUCUGUAUUAGGAAGAAUGGGGGGCAGUGAAAACAUGGAUGAUGGUGAAGAGGAUGAUAAUGAAGAUGUGAGUGGCAAAGGAACUGCAGGUAGGCAGUAUCGAAUGGUUGAAGUGAGAAGGGACUGUCCUUACCUUGAUACAGUUAAUAGACAGGUUUUGGAUUUUGACUUUGAGAAGUUUUGUUCUGUCUCUCUCACAAAUUUAAACGUGUAUGCGUGUUUGGUUUGUGGGAAGUAUUACCAAGGAAGGGGACCGAAAUCUCAUGCCUAUACACAUAGUCUUGAAGCAGGGCACCAUGUUUACAUCAAUCUGCGGACAGAAAAGAUUUAUUGUCUUCCUGAUGGAUAUGAAAUUAUAGAUUCAUCACUUGAUGAUAUUCGACAUGUUCUGUAUCCUAGAUUUUCACAGAAACAAGUCGAAGAGUUUGAUAAGAAUACACAAUGGUCUAGAGCACUUGAUGGAUCUAAUUAUCUUCCUGGAACGGUGGGGCUGAAUAACAUUAAGGAGACUGAUUUUGUCAAUGUUACAAUUCAGUCUUUAAUGCGUGUGACUCCCUUGAGGAAUUUCUUUCUUAUCCCUGAAAAUUAUCAACACAUCAAAUCCCCACUGGUUCAUCGAUUUGGUGAGCUCACGCGAAAGAUAUGGCAUGCCAGGAACUUCAAAGGACAGGUCAGCCCACACGAGUUCUUGCAAGCUGUAAUGAAGUCAAGCAAAAAACGUUUCCGAAUUGGUGUGCAGUCUGAUCCUGUUGAGUUUAUGUCAUGGCUUCUUAAUACCCUCCAUACCGAUCUGAGAACUUCAAAGAAAAGCAGCAGUAUUAUCUACAACUGCUUUCAGGGCGAGUUGGAGGUGGUGAAGGAGAUGCAUAGUAGACCUGUUGCGGAGACUAAUGGUGAUUCUGAAAAUAAGGCAAUCAAUUUUAUCACUGAAACAAGUAGAAUGCCUUUCUUGAUGCUAGGGCUUGAUUUACCACCACCUCCACUUUUCCAAGAUAUUCUGGAGAAAAACAUUAUUCCCCAGGUUCCAUUGUUCAAUAUACUUAAGAAGUUUGAUGGUGAGACUGUGACGGAAGUUGUGAGACCUCGUUUAGCAAGGAUGAGAUAUCGUGUGACAAAACUGCCGAAGUAUCUAAUUCUCCACAUGCGCCGAUUCACGAAAAACAAUUUCUUUGUGGAGAAAAACCCUACUCUUGUGAAUUUCCCUGUGAAGAACCUAGAGCUGAAGGACUAUAUCCCACUUCCAUCACCACCCAAUGCAAAGGAAAAGUUGGGGUCCAAGUAUGACUUAAUUGCCAAUAUUGUGCAUGAUGGGAAGCCCGGGGAAGGAUCCUACCGGGCAUUUGUACAGCGCAAGUCGGAAGGCCUAUGGUUCGAGAUGCAAGACUUGCAUGUCACAGAGACACUCUCACAUGUCGUUGCACUCUCGGAGGCAUAUAUGCAGAUCUAUGAGCAGCAGCAGCAGCAGUAAUUUUACACCCAGUGGUUUGCCGAACUCUAAUUGGAGAACUUGCAAUGUUCUUUACUGGUUGGAUUCUCGUUUGUGUUCUGAUAUCUAAAAGAAAUUACUCUUUGUUACUUCUUCUUACUAAGGCAUGUGAAGGAAGAAGGUUUUGUUGCGACACUUUGGAGUUUUCAUUCAGGUUUGCGCUUAUCCAAGCAGAUUUCAUUUAUGAUGCAUAUAUAUUUUUUUAAUUCUAGAUUUUAAAAUUUUGUUUUCUGAAAUCUAAUUCAAUG